This is a messenger RNA of Heterocephalus glaber (naked mole-rat), 2028 nucleotides long. RefSeq names its product SRSF protein kinase 2-like. Gene Ontology annotation, molecular function: ATP binding; protein serine/threonine kinase activity. The record is from RefSeq and is a predicted model, not a curated record. Gene Ontology annotation, cellular component: nucleus; cytoplasm. NCBI's taxonomy places the organism in Eukaryota, Metazoa, Chordata, Mammalia, Rodentia, Bathyergidae. Gene Ontology annotation, biological process: spliceosomal complex assembly; regulation of mRNA processing; peptidyl-serine phosphorylation.
GCUCCCAGAAAGUGCUGGCCAUUCAGGCCCGAAAGCGGAGGCCGAAAAGAGAGAAACAUCCGGAAAAAAUUCAAGCAGAAGAUUGAGCUGCUGAUGUCAGUUAACUCCAAGAAGUCGUCCUCUUCAGAAAGGCCUGAGCCUCAACAGAAAGCUCCUUUAGUUCCUCCUGCUCCACCUCCUCCACCACCACCACCACCACUACCAGACCCUACUCCCCCAGAGCCAGAGGAGGAGAUCCUGAGAUCAGACGAUGAGGAACAGGAGGACCCUGCGGAUUACUGUAAAGGUGGCUAUCAUCCAGUGAAAAUUGGAGACCUCUUCAAUGGUCGAUAUCAUGUCAUUAGAAAGCUAGGAUGGGGGAACUUUACUGUCUGGCUGUGCUGGGAUAUGCAGGGCAAAAGAUUUGUUGCAAUGAAAGUUGUAAAAAGUGCCCAGCAUUACAGAGAGACAGCCUUGGAUGAAAUAAAAUUGCUCAAAUGUGUUCAAGAAAGUGAUCCCAAUGACCCAAACAAAGACAUGGUGGUACAGCUCAUUGAUAAUUUCAAGAUUUCAGGCAUGAAUGUAAUACAUGUGUGCGUGGUCUUCAAAGUGCUUGGCCACCAUCUCCUCAAGUGGAUCAUCAAGUCCAGCUAUCAGGGCCUCCCAGUACGUUGUAUGAAGAGUAUCGUUCGACAGGUCCUCCAAGGUUUAGAUUGUCUACACAGUAAGUGCAAGAUUAUUCAUACUGACACAAAGCCAGAAAACAUCCUGAUGUGUGUGGAUGAUGCAUAUGUGAGAAGAAUGGCAGCAGAGGCGACUGAGUGGCGGAAAGCAGGUGCUCCUCCUCCUUCAGGGUCUGAAGUGAGUACGGCUCCACAGCAAAAACCUAUAGGAAAAGUAUCUAAAAAUAAGAAGAAAAAGCUGAAAAAGAAACAGAAGAGCCAGGCUGAGUUAUCGGAAAAACGCCUGCAGGAGCUAGAAGGAUUGGAGCAAGAAGCUGAAAGGAAAAUAAUAGAGGAAAACAUCAGGUCUUCUCUACCUUCCGACGAGCAAGAUGAUGAAUUCCGCCCGGAGGUGAAACUAAAAGCCGUAUUAGAGGAGACGGCCGAGGAAGAGACCACAAAGGACAAUGGUGAAGCUGAAGACCAGGAAGAGAAAGAAGAGGCUGAGGAAGAAAAUGUUGAGAAGGAUGAAGACGAUGUCGAUCAAGAACUUGGGAACAUAGACCCUACAUGGAUUGAGUCACCCAAAGCAAAUGGCCAUAUUGAGAAUGGGCCGUUCUUACUGGAACAGCAGCUGGAAGAUGAAGAGGAUGAUGAAGAUGACUGCCCAAAUCCCGAGGAGUAUAACCCUGAUGAGCCAAAUGCAGAAAAACCUGUGGCCUGUGGCUCUGUGCUUUCUGAGGGAUCGCCACUUACCAAGCAGGAAGAAAGCAGUCCUUCCCAUGACAGAAGCAGGACGGUUUCAGCCUCCAGUACUGGGGAUUUGCCAAAAACAAAGACCUGGGCGGCUGACUUGUUGGUGAACCCCCUGGAUCCUUGGAACGCAGAUAAAAUUAGAGUAAAAAUUGCUGACCUGGGAAAUGCUUGUUGGGUGCAUAAACACUUCACCGAGGACAUCCAGAUGUGUCAGUAUAGAUCCAUAGAGGUGCUGAUAGGAGCAGGCUACAGCACGCCUGCAGACAUUUGGAGCACAGCAUCCAUGGCAUUUGAGCUUGCAACCAGAGACUAUUUGUUUGAACCACAUUCCGGGGAAGACUAUUCCAGGGAUGAAGACCACAUAGCCCACAUCAUAGAGCUGCUAGGCAAUAUCCCAAGCACUGCUCUAUCUGGAAAAUAUUCUCAGGAAUUCUUCAAUCACAGAGGAGAACUGCAGCACAUCACCAAGCUGAAGCCCUGGAGCCUCUCCGAUGUACUUGUGGAAAAGUAUGGCUGGCAGCAUGAAGAUGCUGCACAGUUUACAGAUUUCCUCAUCCCGAUGUUAGAAAUGGUUCCAGAAAAUCGAGCGUCUGCUGGCCAAUGCCUUCGGCAUCCAUGGUUGAAUUCUUAG